ACCUGCCAUUUUUACAAGGAGCUGGAUGCCAUAUUUGGGUGUGACCCCACUGCCAAUCCGAGGACCACGAUGGAGAGUUCAGAGCAGGGAGAAGUGGGGGAGGGUGUAGAGGAAGCCGAGAGUGAGGCUACCGGGGUGGAGGGAGACACCUCGGAGUCCCAGGAGUCAUGCAGCCAGGAGCUCUUCUCAAGCCAGGAGGAAGCUAGCCAGUCGCAGCAGCUGGAACUUGUUGGUGAAGAAGCAGCAGAGGAGCGGGUUCCUGUGUCCUUGAAUCCUCUGGCCCUAUCACUGCCUGCGCGAAGACUACAGAACUUGAGGCGCAAACCAAGGAAAAGCAAAGAAGAUUUGGUGAAAGCAGUUAUGAAUCAGUAUGCCAGAGAGAGCAAGAGGCUGCAGGACUGGAGAGAGAAAAUGCAUGAGCGGAGGGAAACACAAAGCAGGAGAAAGGAAUUGGCUACCAAUAAAAGCACAAAGCAGCUGAUAAGCCUCCUGGCGCGCCAAACCGACUGUAUGCAGUCUCUCGUAGCCAUGCAGGCAGAUCAGUACCAUGCUAACCCCCCCCCCCCGCCAAAGCUCUCUCCCUUGUUCCUAAGUGUUUGCUCAAAACACCUUUCUCCAGCAGCCUGGUUCUUACCACCACCAGCUGCCCCCAACACCUGUACGUUCACCUACCAGCCCUGAGAACUACGACCCUUACCCUAUGCACUCAACCCCCAUCACCAUGCAGCAUAUUAAUCCUGAAGUGCAGCAGGCAUUGCACAGCAAUCCAGGCAGGACAUAUUCAAUACUCUGAAUGUACAGUCCAGGACCCUACCCCCCUGCCCUUUUAUGUACUGUAUUUUGAAUAAAGGAUUUCUUGGCUUUUAAAACAUUUUUUAUUAUUGCAGAAAGUGAGAAAUACUGUACCCCAAGGGAAAAACAGGCACAGCAAGUCAUUGUAACCACUGCACUUCACACCCGUGCAAGGCACCAAACAUUACUGUUGGCUUUCAGCCUCAAAUUGCUCCCUUAAGGCAUCCCUAAUCCUUGAAGCCCUGUGCUGGGCCUCUCUAGUAGCCCUGCUCUCUGGCUGUGCAAAUUCAGCCUCUAGGCAUCGAACCUCGGAGGUCCAUUCCUCACUGAA
Gopherus flavomarginatus (Mexican gopher tortoise) is the source of this 1123-nucleotide messenger RNA. RefSeq lists its product as uncharacterized. The coding region runs from base 70 to 681 and encodes 203 amino acids. The transcript is spliced from 2 exons. The record is from RefSeq and is a predicted model, not a curated record. NCBI's taxonomy places the organism in Eukaryota, Metazoa, Chordata, Testudines, Testudinidae.